Penicillium maclennaniae is the source of this 2277-nucleotide messenger RNA. RefSeq names its product putative TBC domain protein. Gene Ontology annotation, biological process: activation of GTPase activity. Gene Ontology annotation, molecular function: GTPase activator activity. The coding region runs from base 1 to 2277 and encodes 758 amino acids. The record is from RefSeq and is a predicted model, not a curated record. Lineage: Eukaryota; Fungi; Ascomycota; Eurotiomycetes; Eurotiales; Aspergillaceae. The transcript has a single exon.
AUGACAACCGUCUACCCAAGCCCCAACUCCCCACCCGAGUUGUCGUGUUCAAAAUCGUCCAAGUCCUCCUCCUUUCAUUCCUCUCAGAUUGACGACCCCGACAGUGUCUUCACGGAUAUUGGCAACUUCGAAGAUAUCGGUCUCGAGGAUGACUCUGAACUUCCCAUUGUCGAUCCCGUAACUGCCCCCUAUGGACGUACUUUGACAUCGCGGGCGACCGCAGGCAGGCUGCCCAACAAGAGCCCUGCGACCACAACUCGAGAUCUGACUGCUGCUCCGAAGCCUCGAAAACGAAGCCCUCUUCCACCUCCGCUUCAUCACCAUAUCAAUAGUGCCCUAAGGAGUCCGCAGUCGGCGAGUUCCCUAUCCACUAGAUCCGGGAACAGAAAAGACUCUGGGAGUACGAUCAAUUCAGGAGGUCUGACACCGAUACAACCUCGUCGGUCGCGUUCAACAUCACCGCUACGACCAACAUCCAGUCGAUCCGCCUCGAGUACCAGUUUGGCCCUAUCUCCACUCUCUGCACGGGUCCCCAUGCAGAAACAGACUUGGCAACAAAGCCGCAAGUCGCUAAAGGAACUUGAGGACGAAUAUCACGACUCGGAUGACGAGCUGCCUGACGAUGCCAGUCUAUGGAAUAUCCCCAUCUCUCCACGCCCAGUGCAAGAUCGUCCUCAAUCCCGCGCGCCCAGCCCGAGUGGCCGGAGCCCAGGCCCACGACCAUUGCCUAUUUCUCACACCGUUUCAGAAACUACAAACAAUACAAUCCCACCCAACGGCUCCUCAUCCAAGGCUGCGCGCAUGAGAAGAGCGCAGCGGUCGAGUUCUGCUGGUCCUGAACGCGGCCAGCUCUCGCCACGGAACCCUCGCGCCUAUUCAUACAACAGCUAUCUUUCAGACUUGUCUGAAGAGGCUAAAAUUAUCACCGAGGCUUUGGAGCAUCAUGCGGAUGAACGUGAGCGCCGGCAGGAGGAAAACAUACAGAAUGGCAUUUCUCGGAAAUCAAGCACGGACUCGCCCCGAUCUUCGCAAGAGCCAGUUGAACUGCCGCCUCUACAAAAAUCUAAUAUCAUGAUCGAUCCGUUACCGAUUAGCAAGGAGAAGGAGAAGGUGCUUACUCGUACACGCCCGAGCUGGCUCCCGCCGAAAGAUCAGAAGGAAGAGAAAAAGCACCUGAAGGAAUACAAGCAAAUGAUGGCUCAGUCGCGGGAAGCUGAGAAGCGCAAAGCUGCCCGAGCUGCCUCCGAGCAGUGUGAGAAAGAUACCACCCGGGAUGCCCUUCAAAACAUCUGGAAUGACUUUGUAGGCCCCAACUGGGACCGUGCUCUGCGCGAGCCGCGAACUCGGGAGCUUUGGUGGCGUGGAAUUCCGCCCAGGAAUCGUGGCGCUAUGUGGGAGCGUGCCAUUGGCAAUGAGCUGGAGCUCAGCGUGGAAACUUACAAUAAAGCGUUGCAACGCGCCAGGGAUCUGCGAUCCAAAAAAGAGGAGCCAACUGAGUCUAACAAACGAUUGCUAGACUGCUUUGAGGCCAUUGACAGUGAUGUUGUCAAGGCCUUCCCCGACUUGAACCUUUUCCAGGAGAGAGGCCCAUUACGGGAAAGCCUCAUCGAUGUUCUUCAAGCCUAUUGCAUGUAUCGCAGUGACGUGGGCUAUAUCUAUGGUCUUCACACUAUAGCUGCUCUGCUUGUCUUGCAGUUCCCAACUCCAAGCUCUGCUUUCCUCUCCAUGGCCAAUGCGCUGAACCGGCCAUUGCCUGUUGCCUUCCUCACCUGGGACCGCGGGGCUAUGGCACACACCUAUACCCUGGCAUCCGACACGCUACGGUACAAGUUUGGCCGGCUUUACAAGCAUCUUAAUGAAACCAUAUGUCUCUCCGACGAGGAAAUCUGGGAACCGAUCUUCCGAUCUCUGCUCACCAACGGGCUCGAUCUCGAGCGCAUUUCUCGUGUCUGGGACUGCUGGGUUUUUGAAGGCGACCGCAUCAUGAUCCGUGCCGCAGUCGCCGUCCUCGGUACUCUGCAAGGGCAGCUGUUCACUUUCCAGCAGCCGGAUGACCAAACCCGCACCAACGUGCGCAAUAUCCUAGGCUGGGGCCCUCGCCAUCUCGGCGCGAAUAAACAGAAGCCCAAAGAACGCCAUAGCGCCCAGACAGUUGCAGGUUUCGGCGGUGGUCAGGUUUCCAAUCCCGAAGAGGUCGAUUAUUGGAUUCUCACUGCAGCAGGCAACGAAGACGGCUUCAUGGCUGCAGUAAGGGAAGCAGGAAAGGUACGACAAUAG